Messenger RNA from Paramecium octaurelia, 591 nucleotides. The record is from the annotation of a GenBank genome assembly. Lineage: Eukaryota; Ciliophora; Oligohymenophorea; Peniculida; Parameciidae.
AUGAGAAAUUUAUUUAUUUUGUUAGGCUACCUAGUGUUUAAGUUAAAUUCUGUUAAAAUGUCAUGUCAAUAUUUAUAAUUUCAACCGUUUUUCAAUUGCUAUGCAUACAUCUCUGGCUGUUACUUUUUGGAUGGAGAUGAUGAAGAUUAUUCAAAACUUUAACAUGUUGACAAUUAAAUUAUAACACCUUCAUUCAUAAUCCCUUAGUAAGAAGAUCCAUUGAUCAUAAAAAUUAUUGAUGCCUUGGAUUACAAGAAUAAAAUACAAGAAAGGCUGAUAUGCUCCUUAAUUCGUAAAUUUGAAUAUCUUAUCGUUUGUACAAGCGUUGAUUUAGUUUAUUAAGAGGAUUCAGUUAAUGUUAAUGAGAAGCUUAGAUUUUAUACUAAAAUUGUAGGGACAGAACUCUGUGGUGAUAUGGAUAUAAAUGAAGAUGGAAGUUUAAAUAUAUUUUGUUUAAGUCGUUUUACUUUAAAAUAAUAUAAUUUGAAUCUAUCAAAUAGGAAUACUACAUUAAUUUAGGAGUUUGAUUUUCAAGACUAAAUAUAAAAUAGGUGCAAAUUUAAAUAUANGUGCGGAGAAGGUGCAAGGUGA